Lotus japonicus is the source of this 2420-nucleotide messenger RNA. RefSeq names its product trihelix transcription factor GTL2-like. The record is from RefSeq and is a predicted model, not a curated record. Bases 347 to 2134 code for a protein of 595 amino acids. The transcript has 2 exons. NCBI's taxonomy places the organism in Eukaryota, Viridiplantae, Streptophyta, Magnoliopsida, Fabales, Fabaceae.
GUGUAAAUAAAGUGAGAGUGUAAAUAAAUUAUAGCGCACUAAUAAACUCCAGAAUAUAGCUUACAGUACUUUACAGUGAUUAUAUCUACCAAUCAUUAUUCAAAAUAUUAUGAUUAUUUCAAUUUAGGAGGUGUUGAGUCACUGUCUUUGAAAAGGGUGUGGGGGGCAAUCUUUUCCAUUGCAUGCAAGUACAAUCUCCUUGAUAAACACGAGGAAGAGAGAGAUACAAGAGAAAGAUAUUAACGUUAUGUGAAGCAAAGGUGCUUGUAUAGUUGUAUAGCACACAGUGAGCACAAAGAAAUUAAGAGUGCUGAAGAAGAUAACACUACAACUUUCAAACACAAACAUGUUCGAUGGAGUGCCAGAACAUUUGCACCAAUUCGUAGCUGCUAGGACCACUCUUCCGCUUCACUCACCAUUCCCACUCCUCCAUGUCUCUGCAGCACAGAAUAGCUUCCUGCCUUUUGAUCCUUACAACCCUUCUUCUCAUCAGCAACAAUUGCAACUCCAAACCAAUCUCUUGCACCACCAGUCCCCUGCUCACAAAAUUGAAGAUAAUGAAGCAAGUAGCACUCUUUCUCCAAUCAACUUUGAAAUUGAAAGAGAUCAAAGAAUAUUACCAGAGAUGACAGAUUCCUGGACAAACGAUGAAGUGCUUGCACUCUUGAGUAUCAGAUCUAGCAUGGAGAAUUGCUUCCCAGAGCUCACUUGGGAACAUGUCUCAAGAAAGUUAGCAGAGAUUGGGUUUAAGAAGAGUGCUGAGAAGUGCAAGGAGAAGUUUGAUGAUGAAAGCAGAUAUUUCAACAACAUUAAUUACGGAAAAAGCUACGAUUUUAUUAGUGAGCUUGAAGUGCUUUAUCAAGGUGGUGAUGAUCAAAACUCUGAUGAAAAGACUAAGCAACUUGAAAAGCCAAUGGAACAUUUGGAAGAGAAUUCUAGAAUAUUGGAUAAUAAUAUUGAUGAUGCUCCAGUGACCAAACAAUGUGAAGGAAAUGACAAAAUUGUUGAAAAGUCAAGGGAGAAAAAGAGGAAGAGGCGUGAGAGGUUUGAAAUGGUGAAGGGCUUUUGUGAGAGUGUAGUGAACCAAAUGAUGGCUCAACAAGAGGAAAUACACAAGAAGAUCCUCAGAGACAUGCUGAAGAGAGAAGAAGAGAAGCUCUCAAGAGAAGAAGCAUGGAAGAAGCAAGAGGUGGAUAGGAUGAACAAGGAGCAUGAGAUGAUGGCACAAGAGCUAGCUCUUGCAAGAGAUAAGCAUGCCACCAUAGCUGAAUUCUUGAAGAAAUAUGUAUCAAGUUUCCCUUCAAGCCAAAACAAAUAUCUCAACUCCAAAACAAAAGGUUCACAUAGAAAUUCCCAAAACCCUAAUCCUUCUACUUUUUUAGUUUGUGAAUCAGAUGUCUUCACUCAUUCGGGAAACUGUAGCGGGGGAGAGAACAAUCUUGAGCCAACACCUUCUUCGCAUAUGAUUAUUCUAGAUAAUCAUCCUCAAACUAUUACUCCUACUUCUCCUAGCCAAAACAAUUCAAAUUUACAAAACCCUAGUUCAAGUACCGCAUUGUUACAAGAUCCUUCUUCAUCCAAUUCAUCUUCAGCACCCCACAACCCUAGUUGUAAUUCUUCACUCAACAGCCAUGAAAAUCCACUAGAGUACUCAUAUUCAGAGGCUACAAAUAAAGCAACCCCAAUCACACUUGUUCCCUACAUGGAGAAAGGGGAUGUUGGGAAAAGAUGGCCAAGAGAUGAAGUGUUAGCAUUGAUAAACCUCAGGUGCAUGAGUCUGAAUAAUAACAAUAAUAGCAAUAAUGAAGAGAAGGUUCAAGGAAACAAAGGUCCUUUGUGGGAGAGAAUCUCACAAGGGAUGUCAGAGCUGGGGUACAAGAGGAAUGCAAAGAGGUGCAAAGAGAAAUGGGAGAACAUCAAUAAGUAUUUUAGAAAAACCAAAGAUGUUAAAAAGAAAAGGUCACUGGAUUCUAGGACUUGCCCCUACUUCCACCAACUGAGCUGUUUGUACAACAAUCAAGGAAAGCUUGCUCCACAAUCUGAAGAGCCAGGAUCUCUUGACUUGAAUCCAACCUUGAAUUCUGGGAAUAUGUCACUGGAUCAACCCCAAGCUGAGACUAAUUCUUUGGUUUAAUUCAGAUUAUACAUGUUGAUUGUGAGGUGAGAACGUGAUUAGUUUUGAUUCGUCAAUUUGCCCAUUUUCUAUAUGACAUAUAAAAUAAGGUCCAUUAUAUUUCUGAUUUUUUGUUUUUGGUGGCGAGAGGGAUUUUUAUAUACCAUUGGUUAGACAAUAUUUAAUUGUAUUUAGACUUUGCAGAGUACCACCGACAGCUAGAACAAUAUUUCUAUAUUCUGGAGUAUAUGACUUACAGACCAUUUAAUUCAAAUUUAUAUAUAUAUAUAUAUUUAUUUAUAUUUUA